Messenger RNA from Neurospora hispaniola, 1443 nucleotides. RefSeq lists its product as uncharacterized. Bases 1 to 1443 code for a protein of 480 amino acids. The transcript has a single exon. Lineage: Eukaryota; Fungi; Ascomycota; Sordariomycetes; Sordariales; Sordariaceae. The record is from RefSeq and is a predicted model, not a curated record.
AUGGAUCGGUAUCCGGACGUACGAAUCGAGAACAUAGUUUACGACCCCUCACAUCAUCACAGACACACUACAUCAUUGCCAACACCUCUUCCAUCACCAGCCUUUGGCACCGAGUUUGAGCCUCAUUGUCGAUACUCGCACUCACAUUCCCACCGGGGACACCUUGCUCCUCCGUCUCCUACAUCUCCAGCAUUUUCAGAAACCUUCUUAUCUGGUACCAAAACCAACGACAAGAUGUGCGUCAAGGAUAUCACCUACGACGCCUCCGCUCGGGUUGUCAACGAGACUGUUUUUGCCUGCAGGCCCGACGGAUUGUGCGCUGUUCCUGAGAUCAGGAAGCACUAUCCGUCAAGCAGAAGCGAGCCCAGGUACGGCGGAUACCUGCCUUCGCAUCUGCCGCCCACACCUCGCGAAUCCAAGGAGCCUUCGCCCAUAGGCAAGCGGGACUCUGGUUACCUCCAUGGAACUCGAGUCACCGACCCUGCGCGCUCCACCAAACACAACGACGACUACCCGAAUUACAAGUAUAGCAGCAGCCCAACUGACAGCAAGCACAAGUCGGAUGUUUACACGCGUCCCUCCGUCGUGCUCACGCAGACCCUCGGCGUCCCUCAUGAGGACAAGACUCGUCGGCGCUCCCCCCACGAUCGCGAACCCAGCCCUAAGCGCAGCCCUAGUAUUCCCUACCGUGAGCACUCCAAGAGCGACCGCGGCUACGAUGUUAUCGUGAGCAACCCCACUGACGAGGACCGUCGACGUCGUCGUGCUCACAAGCCCUCUGAUGCCGUUUCCACCACGGCCACUACCGGCAUCCCUACCUCCUCUCGCCCUCCCCUCUCUAGCCACAACCCCGGCCGCUACGGAUCCAGCCCCAACGGCCCCAGCGGCAUGGAGUCACUCCGCCGGAGGAACAGCGUCUCUUCUCGUAAUGAUGAUGCCGGCCGUACACCUCGCCCAAGAACCGUUUCGGGCGGAUCUCGGUCUCGCGCCUCGUCCGUCGGCGUUCGCUUUGCUGAUGAAGUCGAGUCCAAGAUCAAGCAGCAGAACGCCGAGAUCGCCAGCCGCUCCAACAAGCCGACCACAGAGCAGGGCACCAACCAGCCUGAGCUCAAGGGCAUUCUCAAGAAGCCUGCUGGUGCCCGCGAGGAGAGCAAGGACCGUAGCAAGGAACGCAACAACAAGGGAAAGGGAGCAGAGGUGGACAUGACUGUCGAGGAGUUGAGGAGGUCAGUAGAGAGCUUGGGGCUCAGGGGAUCCUCCACUCGGGACAGGGAGAGGGAGAGCAACGUAUCUUCGUCUCUCACUGGGACUGCAGUGGAAGGUAUCGAUUACAAUCGGUUGAAGAGCAGGUUUGAGAGGGAUAAUGGUGGAAGCACUGCACGGCACGGAAGGGAGAGGGGCCCCAAGGUGUGGGAAGGGGACCGCUACAGCUAUUAUCAUUGA